Branchiostoma belcheri (Belcher's lancelet) is the source of this 2684-nucleotide messenger RNA. RefSeq names its product probable G-protein coupled receptor 52. Gene Ontology annotation, biological process: chemical synaptic transmission; G protein-coupled receptor signaling pathway, coupled to cyclic nucleotide second messenger. The coding region runs from base 949 to 2622 and encodes 557 amino acids. Gene Ontology annotation, molecular function: G protein-coupled serotonin receptor activity; neurotransmitter receptor activity. The record is from RefSeq and is a predicted model, not a curated record. Gene Ontology annotation, cellular component: dendrite; membrane. Lineage: Eukaryota; Metazoa; Chordata; Leptocardii; Amphioxiformes; Branchiostomatidae. The transcript has a single exon.
AUCACCAUAAUUUCAUUCCGUAUGUGUUGAAAACAAGACCAUUACAGCCAUGCUGGGUAACCAUUGUGAAGAAAAUGCAAUCAUAUAAAUGCAAUCAUGUCAACUUCACUCUCUCGCACUCCUGCCAUAUAACUAUAAUCAGCACAUGUUAUUCUGGGGCUGUCCCCAUAACCAACACAAAUUUUGUGCCAAACAGAUACCUUAGGAGGCUGAAGGUUUCAAGAAAGUAGUGCUGUAUAACACUGCAGACAAGUUCUAAUAUUUGAUAUUUUUCAAAAUUUUUUAUAAAGUCCAAAAUUAGCUUUUAUCUUGGAUGGCAGUCACGGGUAGAAUUAUUACUUGUUUUCACUGUUCUGCAAUAUAUAUUGCAGAUGAGUAAAAGUUUUGUUCUGCAACUUGUAAACAGUUUCUGAAAAUACUACAACUUUCUCAACCUUAUAUUUAAGUUAUAAUGAAAAAUUGCAGAUUGUAUGAUUUUUCUUCUGCAAUCUUGAAAAUAUCUCUGCAAAAUGCAGAAUGCAGAUGUGUAUUUCAAACACUGGAUGGUAAGAACAUUUCUGGGUCAAUUUUUCUAAGCUUUGUGUCGUAAAACAAUAAAUGACGUUAAUGUGCCCCUGCGUGGUUGCCAGGUCACUGCUUGCUUACGUAGGGCCGUUGACCUCAUCCUGCCUGCCCUGGAGUCAAUCUGUUACCUGCCAGACAACUUAAUAAUGCCGUGUUUGCUGAUUGGCUGGGGCGCCAAAAUUAUUCAUGCAGGUUCGAUGCCGGUGAGAGGGUUAAAGAUGAGGUGGGUAGGCCUAUGGUAAUAAAUCAGGCUUAUAUCUGAUGGGUACAAGUAGCGACGCACAUUUGGAGCCUUGCCAUGAUUCGACAGGCACCGGGAGUAGAGGCACUACGAUCAAUGGACUGUUAGGGUGGUAAUCAGUGUGCAGGAGUAAGGUAGGAGAGAUGGAGAACAACACCAGCAAUGGGACAGUAGAGGCCGGGGAAGGAGAGGACUGGUGGACAAGCUACACCCCACGGCUGGGGGUAUGGAAGACUGUGAUUGUUUCUGUGGUACUGGUCCUGAUAACCGUGGGAAACUUAGUGGUGAUGGUGGUGGUGAGGAAGGUGAGGUCGUUGCCUCUUGUGAGCCGAGUGGGGAUGAUCUCCCUGGCGCUAUCGGACCUCAUGGUAGGGAUGGUUUACGCUCCGUUUGCCCUACACAUGUCACUCGGUAAACAGGCCAUCAUCAAAGUGUGGUGCGUGGCUAACUGUUAUUUAGGGAUCUACUUCUCCUCUGUGUCCAUGUGUAACAUGGCAGGCACAAGUCUGGACAGAUUCCUGACAGUCUCACUGCCCCUGGUUUACAGAAAACAUUCCUCGACUAAAAAGUGUAUGGUGAUCGUGUGCAUGGCAUGGUUUUUCCCUGCUGUUUGCUUCAUCCCGCUGUUUCUCACCAAACUGAAGAUGAAGUACUUUCCUGACUCCUUGACCUGUUCUCUAGACUUCUACCACCACUACGCUUGGACGGUUUUCAUGAUUGUGGUCAUAUUUGGCCUGUGUUCCAUCAUCAUUGCCGUUUCCAAUGUCAAGCUCUAUAAGAUUGCCACCAGACACGUGCGAGCGAUCCGGAAACAGGAUCGCGACAAUCCCGCGUCCGGGACCGGCGAAUCGAGAAGAGGACGCAGGCGAUCCUCGGCGACCCACCCGACCGUGUCCAAAAUUCUCAUCACCGUAGUCGUGACCUUCUAUUCCUGUUGGACGCCGCUGAUGACCUACAAGGUGUUCACCUUCGUGGACAGAACGGACGGCCCCCACGGUCUGGGCUUCGCGCUGGUGUGGAUCGCAAUGUGCCACAGCUUCCUGAACGUCGUGACGUACUGUGUCUUCAGCGCCGAGUUCCGCAUGGGUCUGAGACAGCUGCUGCUUGCGUGCUGCGGCGACAAGUUUCCCUGCAAGAAAUGCUGCGGGAAGGAGUUGAGCUGUAAGAGAUGCGAGCUCCAGAACCAGCCCUACUGCACCUGUAACACCUCCAUCUCUCGAUCCAACCCCACGGCCACAGAGUCCUGUAACACGGGUGUCAUGCUCACCUGCGCAGCGUACUUCAAAGCAAAGGGUCGAUGCUUUGUGGGCAACGAAGUCGUGACUGUAGUAAAAGUCGUAAAAGGCGCCGGCCGCGUCAUGAAAAAGAGCAGUAGUGCGUCUUCAAACGGUUUCAAGUUUCAAGACAGGACAAGUGACAUGUUAGCUCCUAAAGAGAUGGCUGGCACAAGAAAUUCAAGCGAAAUCGGAGCAGACAGACUACAGGUAAAGCCCUUUCACAAGGCAAAGAAUCAAGGACUCAGCACAGAGACCACUAAGAAUGACAAGUUUCAAGACAGGACAGUUGACAUGUUAGCUCCUAAAGAGAUGGCUGGCACAAGAAAUACAAGUGAAACUGGAGCAGACAGACUACAGGCAAACCCCCUGCACAAGGCAAACAAUCAAGGACUUGCCACAGAGAUCACUAAGAAUGUGCCAGAAACAUUGGCAAAUAUAGAACCUAGUGCUCAACCCACUGAUGAUGAAAAGGAGAGCUUGAAAAGUUUGGGAGACCAGCAUAUAAGAGGAGAAGGAAAGUCAGAAGAUGUAACCAGUUGAAUGUUGGGACUUGAAUAGGUAAGCCAUAAAGAGAUUGUUGCUGCCGUGAGAGACAAAAAAAG